This is a messenger RNA of Drosophila novamexicana, 1261 nucleotides long. RefSeq names its product HSPB1-associated protein 1 (gene HSPBAP1). Bases 48 to 1247 code for a protein of 399 amino acids. The transcript has a single exon. Lineage: Eukaryota; Metazoa; Arthropoda; Insecta; Diptera; Drosophilidae. Gene Ontology annotation, molecular function: 2-oxoglutarate-dependent dioxygenase activity. The record is from RefSeq and is a predicted model, not a curated record.
UUAAGCCCGGCAAAGUUGCCACACAAAUUCACAGUAAAAUUACCCAUAUGGCCACAUAUUUAAGCUCCAACCUGCGCGACAUAAUCCUUAACACACAUGUUCCCCUAGUUUUCCCAGACUUUCCCAUACACUGGGAAUGCUUUGAUGACUCGCUGUUGGAUUGGUGUGCUCGCUAUGACAAGGAUGCAAGUGUCUCCAGUUUGCCGGCAUUUGAGAGCAUGGCCAUCGCAGACUGUGACACGCCACAAUGGGAACGGAAGCGAAAGCGUGUCAAAAUGACGAUGCACAAAUUUCUUCAUGAUUUUACAAAGGAAGGACAGGAACCGACUGAGUGGGCCGCUUAUCAAUAUGUACGUGCCGGCGAAAUACCCGCAAGCUGCCUGACGGGCAUUGAUUUCAAAUGCUUUGGAUUUGCAGAACACCAGAACGACUAUAGCCUCUGGUUGGGAUCGAAAUGCGCUAAUACACCGUGCCAUUAUGAUACCUAUGGUGUCAAUAUCGUGGUGCAAGCAUACGGCAGCAAAUCCUGGUUACUCUUUCCGCCGGAGACUGCAUUGCAAAGCUCACGCAUACCCUACGAAGAGUCAAGUGUUUACUGCUUGGAGAACUUCUAUGCACCCGCGCCAGACAAACUGAGCCACUACGAGCAAUUCCAGGGUCAGGCCUAUCAUUGUCUGCUGCAUCCGGGCGAUGUGCUGAUUGUGCCUCGUCACUGGUGGCACUAUGUGGAGGCGGUGGCGACGUCGUUGAGCGUGAACUAUUGGGUGCCGCUUAAGACUGACCUGGACUUGAUCCUAGAUGAGCUCAUAGUCAAACAUGUUGUCGAGAGCUUCGUUAAAGGCGAGAGCGAUCAAAUGAAGCAGUAUUUAUUGAAUCCCAAUCAGCUGGACGAGAUCGCCGACUCUGCUAGCUCACUCUUCAGUCAGUUUGAGCGUGCAGUGCAGGAUCCAAGCUCGGCAAGCAAACGGAAACUGUGGGACGCUGAGUAUUUGGGACAGAGCGAGGUGUUUAAACUCCUAAGCAGCGUUGAAGUGCGCGUGCGUGCCCUGGACGUAAUGUCCAAGGAGGCGUACACUCAGCUGCUCUCAAACAAUGCCAAGCGGCAUGGCGCAACCCAGUUGAACCGGGAGGAUAACAUUAUCAGCUCUACGCUGGAGCAGCUAAUCAAUAGCAUGUGUGCGCCGCGCUGCAUUGCGACUAUCAAAAGGGAGUUCUUUCGCCGGCUGGGCCAAAAUCAAAGAAUAUAGCGCUAUGACGGAAC